CGAGCUAACUUUACAGUUCAUUUGUGUCUGAAAGCUCAGUUGAUAAGUUUUGGCGUAUGCUAAUUGACGAACGUCAACAUGAAGGUUAUUAUCCUGCUGAUCCUGGGAAUAGGACUUCUUCCUACUGUAUCUGCUGCUUCCCAUUCCAUCCGUUAUGUGUACACUGCGACCUCAGGAAUACCAGACUUUCCAGAGUUUGUCAAUCUGGGUAUUUUGGAUGGAAUGCAGAUCGACUACUAUGACAGCAACACCAAGAAAGUAGUGCCCAAACAGGACUGGAUGGCCAAGGCAGUGGGGUCUGACUACUGGGAUAGAGAGACUCAGAACUCCAUUGGUAGAGAGAAGAGUUUCAAAGCCAACAUUGAUACUGCCAAACAGCGCUUCAAUCAGACUGGGGGUGUACAUGUUGCCCAGAUGAUGUUUGGCUGUGAGUGGGAUGAUGAGACUGGAGUCACAAGGGGCUUUAAUCAGCAAGGAUUUGAUGGAGAAGACUUCAUCUCAUUUGACCUGAAGACAUUGACAUGGAUCGCUCCAAAACCACAGGCAGUCAUCACCAAGAACAAGUGGGACAAUAACAAAGCUGGCAAUGAGUAUUGGAAAAACUACCUCACCCAGGAGUGUAUUGAUUGGGUUAAGAAGUAUGUGGACUAUGAGAAGAGCAGCCUGAUGAGGACAGUCCCUCCAUCAGUGUCUCUGCUCCAGAAGACCCCCUCCUCUCCAGUGACCUGCCACGCUACAGGUUUCUACCCCAGUGGAGUGCAUGUGACCUGGAAGAAAGACGGACAAGAACAGCAUGAAGAUGUGGAGGUUGGAGAGACUCUCCAGAAUGAUGAUGGAACGUUCCAGACGAGUGUCCGUCUGAAUGUGAAGCCUGAGGAGUGGAAGAACAACAAGUAUCAGUGUGUGGUUCAGAUCUCAGGGACCAAAAAGGACUUCAUCAAGGUUCUGACUGAGGAUGAGCUUCUGUCCAACUGGGGAAAGACCAACAGGGGUGUAAAUGACCAGACCUCCAUUGGCCCCAUCAUUGGAGUGGUGGUAGCUGGCCUCCUGGUCAUUGUUGCCGCUGUUAUUAUUGGAGUCGUCAUCUGGAAGAAGAACAGGAAAGGCUUCGUUCCAGCUAACACUUCUGAUGAUGGUUCCAACUCCUCCAACAACACUGCUCCAAAAGCAUGAGGUCUCUAUCUGUUACCAAUAUCAAACAGGGGAGAAUCACAGACAAGAGAGGAAAGACUACAGUGAAAGUGGAAGUCGUUAGGCCUGGGCUUCCGGGGCUAUAGCCCCAGAUCUUAUCAACACCCCUCAACCAGAGGGUGGGGGUGUUGUGGGGGGCUAAGCCCUGAAUGUAUUGUGAUCUUAGUUACAUCUCUGGUUGAAGUGAUGUGCAUCUAGACCAGCACUUCAGCCAAAAUGUUAUUUUGGCUGCCUCUCAAAUCGGUCAAACCAUAUUUAUUACCUAAGAAGUUCAAGUAAAUGCGCUAGAAAUCCGUGCUCAUUCAGGUGUGCAUUAGUUUAUUGCAUGGACGGAAAGCACUGACACCUCCAGGAAUUUGCAUCUGACGGUACAUAAGCAUAUCUAACGUUAGUCUGUUCAGUGAGAGCAACGGUACCGCAGAACGAGUGUAGACUCUAUA
This is a messenger RNA of Esox lucius (northern pike), 1631 nucleotides long. RefSeq names its product class I histocompatibility antigen, F10 alpha chain-like. Gene Ontology annotation, biological process: immune response. The record is from RefSeq and is a predicted model, not a curated record. The transcript has 8 exons. Bases 79 to 1173 code for a protein of 364 amino acids. Gene Ontology annotation, cellular component: external side of plasma membrane. Lineage: Eukaryota; Metazoa; Chordata; Actinopteri; Esociformes; Esocidae.